CCAAUAGCGGGAGGGGCGUCUUUUUUCCGCGCGCGGAAAGUGGGCCGAAGCCAUUGUGCGCGUGCGGCCGCGGUGGCGCCGUUGCCAGGAGAAGUGGGCGUGGCCGGCUCUGCGCUUGCUGCUGCUGCUGCGAGAGGAGGAAAGAUGGCGGAGGAGGAGAAGCUCCCCGCUGGCUGGGAGAAGCGAAUGAGCCGCAGCUCUGGCCGUGUCUACUAUUUCAACCACAUCACAAAUGCCAGCCAGUGGGAACGCCCCACUGGGAACAGCAAGAACGGACAAGGGGAGCCAACAAAAGUGCGAUGCUCACACCUUUUGGUGAAACAUAACCAGUCUAGGAGGCCUUCUUCAUGGAGGGAGGAUAAGAUCACCCGGAGCAAGGAGGAGGCCCUGGAGCUAAUUAAUGGCUACAUCCAGAAAAUAAAAUCUGGGGAGGAAGACUUUGAAACCUUAGCAUCACAAUUCAGUGACUGCAGCUCAGCCAAGGCUGGAGGAGACUUGGGUACUUUUGGAAGAGGUCAGAUGCAGAAACCUUUUGAAGAUGCCUCAUUUGCGCUGAGGACUGGCGAGAUGAGUGGACCGGUAUUCACGGAUUCAGGGAUCCAUAUCAUCCUCCGUACAGAGUGAAAGUGCCUUUUGGUGCAAUGCGCUUGGGAAAGGAAAGGGUGGUGAGAGAAAGGAACGAGAGAACCUGUAUUCCAGUCCUCUGCACUCUCUACCCUUGUACAAAAUUCAUAUUGAGCUUCUUUUUUUUAUUUCUUAUUUUAUAAAACACGUUGUUUCCUAUCUUUGACACCUUGAUAUGAUGUCCCCCUCAAAAAACUCCCUGUAGAGAUGCAUGGUUAGCCGAGGUUGAAAACACAAUCAAAACAAAGAGACAGUAGCAUCUUUUAUAAGCACAGAGAGGAGGAUGUUUUUAAGGGGGGGGGAGUGAAUACAUCCACAGCCGCUUGAAUUUGAUAUUGACGGUUCCCCCUGUUCAGGAGAUAUGCCUGUACUACAGGGUUAUUCUUCAAUGCUCUUGCUCUAUAUUCAACUUUACAAUAGAGUUAUUUAUUACAGAGCUCCACUGAUAGUGGCAACAUUUAGCUUUUUGGUGGUUUUUAGAUAGAAUUCAAACCUUUUCUGCUAGCAUCUGUCUUUGUUUAGGUUGAGAAGUAAUAUGUUCCCUCCCCAUCCAGAAAUUCAGCAACAUUCAGUUUUCCAGUUGGCCAACCACUAAUACAUUGUGCUUUGGUACAUAACGGGAGCCUUUCUCCUGCAGGAUAGGCUCUGAAGUAGCAGCUUUCAAAGCCUCAUACAGCAACCUGUCUGAGCCAUGAUAGUGUACAAAUGGAGGUGGCUAGACUUCCAUGUUCAUUUUAUAACGGGGGGAGAUUUCCAUGCCUAUAAAGCAUGUUCAGUUGAUUGCACCUUCCACUGAAGCAAAUGGGGGAGGCGGUACCUGUUUGGGUAGGAAUCUGGUUUGAACAUCACAGCAAUCCCAGAAUUCUGGAUCCAGAGACCUGAUUUUUAACCUACCAUACAUUGGCUUUUGAUCAAUUUUCACAUUGACUUGAAACUUGAAGAGGCCUUUUUAAGAUAGGCAAAAAUGUUAGCCAUGGAUACCUUUCCCACACAGCGCUUCCCUCUCCCCACCCCAAGUUUAGACCCAUGUAAAAUUACCUUAGGAUAGCUGUAUGUUGACUAUUCCUGCAUCUAGUUCUUGAUGUCGCAACAACAUCCCCAGGGAAGGGUCAUUAGGUGUAGGCUUACAGGCUUUUUAUUUUGUUUGAUUUGGUUUGGUAUGUUUUUUUUUUAAGAUGCAGGUCCAUUUGUGGUUUAAGACAGCACUGUAAAUUCACUGUUUUAGUUUUGCUGAAUUGCUUUCAGUUUAGUUUUAUCAAUAGGAUCCCAACCAAAUUCUUUGCUUUGGGUCUGAUGCAAGCAAGCUUUUGUGUAAAUAUAUAUGUAUAGAGAGAGUGCUCCUUUUCUCUUAUGCAAGAAAAAUAAAAAUAAAACCCUUGCCAAUUAAUUAUCA
Pogona vitticeps (central bearded dragon) is the source of this 2017-nucleotide messenger RNA. It is a transcript of the gene PIN1, whose product is annotated as peptidylprolyl cis/trans isomerase, NIMA-interacting 1. NCBI's taxonomy places the organism in Eukaryota, Metazoa, Chordata, Lepidosauria, Squamata, Agamidae. Gene Ontology annotation, cellular component: cytosol; nucleus. The record is from RefSeq and is a predicted model, not a curated record. Gene Ontology annotation, molecular function: peptidyl-prolyl cis-trans isomerase activity; protein binding.